AAAUAAGCUCACGAGGCCUCCCAUCCCAUCUCCGGCAGAGAAAGGCGAAAGCCGGAAAAAAUCACCAUGGCUAUCCUCGCCGUCGCCUCUCCGCUCAAAACCCUAAACCCUAGCUCCGCGGGCCACCGCCACAGGCGCCUCUCCACUUUGCUACUCCGCCUCCCGCCGCCGGUGCUACGAGGGCGCCGCCUCCAGUGUUCCGCGCAGUACGGCGAGGCCGCGGCGCCUCCCACGACGCCGCGGCCCGCGGAGAUACCCUGGAGCAGGGAGCUCUGCAACUCGGUGCGGCUCAUCGGAACGGUGGGCACCGAGGUCGAACUGCGGCAGCUGCCCAGCGGCUCCGCCGUCGCGAGGGGUCGCCUCGCCGUCUGGAAGUCGGCCACCGAGACUACAUGGGUGACUCUACAAUUUUGGGAUAACCUGGCUCAUGUGGCCUCUGAGCAUGUGAAGAAGGGUGACCGAAUAUAUGUUUCUGGACGGCUUGUGUCAGAUACUGUUGAUGAGGGGCCUGAGAAGCGGCAUGUUUACUACAAGGUUGCAGUUCAAGAGUUAAAUUUCAUCGAGUCCAUGCAGCCAGUUCGAUUAUAUGAACCAGAGGCAAGCCAGGAUACCCCAGGUGGAAGGCGUGGUGAUUAUUUUGAUUCUACCUCUAGUUCAACUGAGGAUAAAAAUAGGGACAAUAGCAGUUCUUCUCGAUCAACUGAAGAGCUGUGGCAGGCCUUCUUUGCUAAUCCACUUGAUUGGUGGGAUAACAGGACAAAUAAGAAGAACCCAAGGUAUCCAGACUUCAAGCAUAAGCACACCGGUGAAGCCCUGUGGGUUGAUGGGCGGAACAACCCCAACUGGGUUAUAUCUCAGCUGGCAGUGUUGGACUCAAGAAUGGGUUCUCUGCAAGACAAUGAGAGAAAACCAGUCUCCUAUAUGUAUGCGGACGAGUUCAUGACAUUGGAUGGCAAUCGAUAGUCAACCGAGGAAGCCUCGCAGUCCCCAUUUGUGCUUCUCAGCAAGCUGUUGUGCUGAAAGCGUGAUAUCUGGCUGGUGUUCAUGGAUGCUGUAUCAGUUUUGUUGUACAUAUCUGGGCUCGUGAAGGUUUAUCAGGGAGGUGGACGUGCGGCCUUUUCAGUAGUAUUAUGUAGCACUCUGAAGUGUAGCAAUGACAAACAAACGGAGAGAAGUUGGAGAAAGCCUUGGUGUUUACUUGUUUGACAUAUGGUGAAUCUGUUGGUAUGUUGAGUGUCAUCUGGUAUUCAGGUUUUGUGACUUAA
Panicum hallii is the source of this 1265-nucleotide messenger RNA. Its product is annotated as protein OSB2, chloroplastic-like. The record is from RefSeq and is a predicted model, not a curated record. Gene Ontology annotation, molecular function: single-stranded DNA binding. Gene Ontology annotation, cellular component: mitochondrial nucleoid. The transcript is spliced from 5 exons. NCBI's taxonomy places the organism in Eukaryota, Viridiplantae, Streptophyta, Magnoliopsida, Poales, Poaceae. Gene Ontology annotation, biological process: mitochondrial DNA replication; positive regulation of helicase activity. Bases 67 to 963 code for a protein of 298 amino acids.